GCUGGCCUCCCUAACCCCAGGCACAGGCCAGGCGCUGCGCAGCCUUCUCCACGCCAGCCUGGCCCAGCUGUACAGCCACCAUGGCUACCAUGGCCCGGCCAUCACCUUCAUGAUGCAAGCCAGUGCUGUUGCCAGAGUCCGUGCCAUUGUGGACUGCCUGGUGGCUCUGGCCUGGCUGCACGUGCUUCAUGGGCAGGGCCCGGUGGCCCUGGACAUCCUGCAGUCUGUCCAGGAUGCAGUGGUGGCCAGCGAGGACCAGGAGGGCGUGAAUGCCAACAUGGUGGCCAUGGCUCUGAAGAGGAUGGGCCAGACGAGGCAGGCAGCCAAGGGCCCGUACCCUACGGGCAGCUCGGGACCUGGGCCUGCGGAGGAACCAGGCAGUGGUGCUGGCCACCUUCGGGGCCCUGUGCCUGCACGUGGGUGCCAGCAGGCUGGCCCAGCACUCCCUCCUGGAGGCUGUGCGGCUGUUCUCGAGGCUGCCCUGUGGGGAGUGUGGCCGGGACUUCACCCACGUGCUCCUGCAGCUGGGCCACCUCUGCACCCAUCAGGGCCCGGCCCAGCAGGGCAAGGGCUACUACGAGUGGGCCCUUCUGGUCGCUGUAGAGAUGGGCCACAUGGAGAGUGAUUGCGCCGGUUCCUCCUGUGUGCCUUCUGGGCCACUCGGGUCAGGGCACACCUGGGGUUUGUGAUUCAGAAACAAGCGGUGGUUUUCCCCCAUCGAAAAUGCCGAGUCGUGGCCAACAGCAGAUGUUGGCAAGCACCCUGGAGACAGGCCGUUCCAAUGCAGGGCCAGGCCCUCUGUGCCCCACUGGGGCAGCCAGCUCUUCCCGGUUUGCCCAGGGACCAUCCUGCCUUGAGCUCUGAAAGUCCUGCGUGCUGGGAAUCCCUGGCCAUAACCCUGGGGUCUAGGCAGGCUCUGCUGUGCUGGGACUUGGGGCCCCUCCAGAAGCCAGGCCCUGAACGCCGGUCCUUGGGCCCGUGUUACCUGCUUGGUAUCUUGGCAGCCUGUGCAAGGCUGCCAUCCCACUUCACAGAGGACACGGGGGCAGGUGAUUGCCCAAAGCUGCAGAGUAAUUCAUGCAAAAGCAGCUCAUUGUGCAGAGUGUGCCAAGCCCCACCCACAAAUGGGGUUUGUGGGGUCCUCGGGUGGCAGUGGCUGAACGUGGGAAUGUGAGCUUCAGGCCAGAAAAGCCACAAAACAGGCCUACAAAUCUGCUUUGGACACACCAAAUGAAGUCUGGGGAUUUUCAUCGACCUCCAGAAGAAAGAGGAGGAGGCACAUGCCUGGCUGCAAGCAGGGAAGAUCUAUUACAUCCUGCAGCAGAGCAAGCUGGUGGACCUGCACAUCCAGGGAACGAGCGCAUGGCCUACCACCGGCUGGCCCAUGGCAAGCUGGCAGAGCACUUCUACCUCAAGGCCCUGUCGCUCUGCAACUCGCCGCUGGCGUUCGACGAGGAGACCCUCUACUACGUGAAGGUGUACCUGGUGCUCGGUGACAUCAUCUACGACCUGAAGGGUCGGGAGAAGGACAUUUCAGAGGACAGCAUCAUCCUCACGUUGACUCCACAUUGCAAGAUCCAACCCAAAUCCCGGCGCCUCCUCUUGGAAGCCUGCCCAGGGUGCCAGCCUGCACUGAGCAACUCCUUUCUGGAGUCCCGAGCCACCGUGCAUCUUCACAUCACCCAGGAAGGGUGGGGUGCGGCCAGUGUCUUACCAUCUGCUUCACAGACAGGGAAACCCCAGCACAGGACAGGUGCAGUGGGGCGGGGCCCCAGCCAGCCCGACUGAGGCCUGCUGGGUCAGGUCUGUCUCGAGGGGAGGUGCUGGGACUGGUGCUCCCUCUGCCCCAGCCCUGCAGGGGUGGAAAGCUGGGACUGGCAGACUCAGACCUGGGAUGUCUCCACCCCUCUGCCCAGCAGGCGCCCAGCCCUCUUCAGCAUCGCACCGGCACUGCGUCAGUGCUCCUUAUGGGCUCAGGGGCCAGCACGCUCCAGUCCAGGGACCGAGAUCUUGGGGGCCUUAGAACAUGAGGCACCGGGGCAGCCCAAAGACCCCGGCCCGUAUCGUCCACCACAGACCUGGGGCUGCCCGGGAGGCCCCCGCCCAGUGCUGGCGACACCUGGUGCUCAGCAGCAAUCCCUGUGGCCUCCCAAGUCCCAGCCAGAGAGGGAGGUGCCAGGCCCAGAGGGAUGCUGCUCACUGCACAGGGGCUCACCUGGGAUCCAGGGGACGGGCCUCCCAGAAGGAGCCUUUCUCUUGGUUAAGCCUGCCGCCCACUCUGCCUGCCCAGGAGGAAGGAAAGGGCCAAGCAGUACCUGAAAGGCCAAUGUGCACGGUUGGGGUCGAGGGGCAGAGACCUCCUUCACCUCCUUCCCAUGCACAGCUCUCUGGGCCUCAUCGUCACCAAGCUGUCAGCGCAGGCCAGCUUCCCACAGGGAGGCUGCCUUUCCAAGGCCACGCCCUCCUCCUUGUAUAGGAGGCUCUGGACCCAGGGCCCAGAGGAGGGGGAGAGAAAGCCGGGCUGGAUGGGGCCUGGAAGGCUGGCAGAGGCAGGGGUAAAUGGACAUCCUUGCCGAUUGCCUCUAAAAUGGGGUCCCCUUUAGUCUGCACAUGAGAGUGAGCCCUGGAAUAGGGUGGAUUACGUGUGUCCUGACUGAGCCUGCCAUUCAGUAGCUGCUGCACACACUACAGGCACAUGGAAAUGCACACAGGCGCGCACACACACCCACACACAGGCAGGCACAGGGCAUGCACACUCAGGCAUAUGCCUGCCUGCACUGAGCAACUCCUUCCUGGAGGACACACACAGGCGCACAACCACGCACACGCACAGACAUGCUUUGGCCGGCUCCUUCCUGUUUAGUUGGGAUGCCUCCACCCCUUUAGGAACCCCUUGCCUCCCACCCCUGGCUGAGUCUGGGGCCUCCUGGGUCCCCCACAGGAUCCUGGGCUGCCCUGUGUGGUCAGUGUUCACUCCCAGGUCCCUCAGAUUGGGAGCUAGGACAUUAGGCUCAGCCAUGCACCCAGCACAGAGUCCAGUGUUUGACUGGGCGGGCACUCGGGGCCUUCUCUCGCC
Molecule: messenger RNA, 3076 nt
Organism: Piliocolobus tephrosceles (Ugandan red Colobus)
Lineage: Eukaryota; Metazoa; Chordata; Mammalia; Primates; Cercopithecidae
Exons: 4
Coding region: 1078-1788 (236 amino acids)
Source: RefSeq, a predicted model, not a curated record